GCCUUUCAAGACUGUUUUGCAAGCGCUGCCCCUUGAUUAUUAUUUGUAUUCCUUUUUCCAAGCAUGUUGCCUCUAAAGUGAGAUUUUCUUUGGUUUGCAGUAAUGUGAUAAUGGAUCAAUGGUCGGACUAGAUGAUAUUAGUGGUCCUUUCCAAUUGGAAUGAUUCUAUGAUUUUAAUUCACACUUCAUACUUUCUUCUGGGAUGGGGGGCUGUGAGAAGGGAAAGGUUUGGGGUGCUGAGAGCAGCCUCUUGUAUGACAUUGUCAGCCUUUUUGGGCAGCACGUGGCUGAAAGGGCUCCCACCUGGCUCACAGAUGGACAUUGGGUAGCUUCAUCUCCACUGGCCAUUCUUCAUUUUGCAGAUGACAGACUAAACAGUCUACAGCCAGGCCAUUAUCCUAAUAGUUAUAGAAUGGUGUAUGGGAACUGUUGAGUCACGGCCUGAACCACUGAUUGAGCACCUGGGGAAAGGACUGGGUCACACCCGAGAGCGCAGCUGAAGGCAAUUCAGCUGUGUGACCAGAAGGAGUGGAGCUUAGCUGCAUGUCUCUUAGACCCCAUUUAAGGGCUGACUGCCCCUAGGGAAGAAUCUUUUUCUGGAGAUCCUUCCUUGGUGAAGUUUUCUUCUGCAAACCCAGAAUCAUCUGAUACAGGCAGGUGAACUCCAGUGAGCCUCAGCAUGAGAUCCUCAGCUUUUGACAGAAGAGCAAUUUGCCACACUUCUAUCAGUGGGGGACCAAGAGCGUUUAGACCACUGUUGCAUGAUGGGUUGGGAAAACAGUGCCAGGAGCACAGCUCAGAACAAAUCCUUCUGGGAACCAGAGCUGGAGAAAUGUAAAGAAGGCCAUGACAGCUCUCGUGGUGAUCAUGGCUUUGGCGUUUUUCUUCGCCUUGUUGGCGCAGAGAAUACCAUUAGUUGGUGAUUUGGAUGUGGACACGCUCGACCGCAUGCAGCAGCGUGAGGUGUAUCUGCAAGAGCAGAUGACAAAGCUGCUGCUGGAGAUGGAAGAGAAGAACAUGGCGCUGAGCAUGGGCACUCAAGCCCUGCUUCGCUGCUUUGUUUUUUGUCUUCCCAUCCUUCUGUAUUUGUUCAUGUGGAUGAUCUGUUCAAAGUUCUAUAGAGCUGAAGACACCGGUGAUGAGAGCUCCAGCAGUGAGAAGGAGCAGGAGGAGGAGGAGGAGGAGGAGGAGGAGGAGGAGGAUGACGGUGUCUUUUCUCUCGAUGUGUUCUGGACAGUCCGAAGCCAUCAAGAGGACUGUGAACUGAUGUACUCGCUGAUGCGUGGCGUCAUGGAUAUAUGCCAAAGUAUGGUAUCAGAUACUUUCUAUCCAGUGCCAGAGCGUCUCAUCAAGGUGGGCAGUACCUUCGAAGGCUGGUGUCCCGUUAGAAACGUACCUGUCUUCAGCCUGCUUGUGCCCCUGUUGCCCCCCCGUGGGCACACUUUCCACCUGGAUCUGGGCACCACAGGGGAGGUACCAGCAACGGACUCCCGUAUCCGUGUAGAGCUGGAAUGCACGUGCGAGAGGGAGCAGGAGAUGCGCAUGCUGUGCUUCCUCCACACCCCCGCCAAAGAGCUGAAAAGUCAGCAGCCCAGCCUCCUGCACAGCCUCUGCACUACGUCCUACUUAGACGCGGAGAAGACUGCCCGCUGCUUCCAGGAGCUGAUCAAAAACGCCUGGCAACGCAUGCAAGUCUCAGAGUUCACCAUGGAGAUAGACACGGUGAAGUCCAGGCGCUCCUGCAGGCUUCAUGUGAGAGAUGUCAACAAAAGAAUCUUCUACGUUGAGUUUGUGUUUGGCGUCCAGCAGGAUGAUACGGACAUCUUUCUGAGCAGCCAUGAGAUAGUGUUUCGUCAUACCCCCAGCACGGUCUGGCCACAGAGCUGUGUUGUGGCAGAGAAAAAGUUCUUGCAGUAUGUAGCCAACCACCCCCGGGGGGGCAAAUUCUACCUCAGAUAUCUGCAACUGUGUGGCUAUCUCAUGGCGAGCCUCAAGUUUACCAUCUAUGACAUGAAGACAGUGAUCAUGCACCUCCUGAAUACCAUUCCUUUGCAAAGGUGGCACGGGAGGAAUUUCCUGCUGCGGAUGGAUGACAUCUUGAACUACCUGUGCUGCUGCGUGGAGGAGAAACGCCUGGACCACUUCAUCGUAGGAAACAACUCGUUGCCUAAGGAGAUUAUCUUGCCAAAAGAGUUCCGAGCUUCCCCACCGCUCAACAUGUUCCAGCACCUGGAGGAGGAACCGGACAAAUACGAGCGGGCGCAGCACGAUUUGGAGGAGCUGCACGAUCGGUUGACAACCACGCUGCUCUAUGGGAGAUGAGAGACGCGCACUGUC
Messenger RNA from Lagopus muta (rock ptarmigan), 2337 nucleotides. RefSeq names its product inositol 1,4,5-trisphosphate receptor-interacting protein-like 1. NCBI's taxonomy places the organism in Eukaryota, Metazoa, Chordata, Aves, Galliformes, Phasianidae. Gene Ontology annotation, cellular component: membrane. The transcript has 4 exons. Bases 847 to 2322 code for a protein of 491 amino acids. The record is from RefSeq and is a predicted model, not a curated record.